Lactuca sativa (garden lettuce) is the source of this 900-nucleotide messenger RNA. The record is from RefSeq and is a predicted model, not a curated record. Lineage: Eukaryota; Viridiplantae; Streptophyta; Magnoliopsida; Asterales; Asteraceae.
AUGCUGGAACGAAACAACGUACGAAGAAAAAAAAACGGGCUAGGGCUUCAAUCGUGUUCUUCAGCCAACAGCUUCAUCCGCCAUAGCCGGCCACCUGCAGCCUCUUCUGCCCGUCGCCGCCCUCCUACCGCCUCCAUAAACUCGCCGGUUUCAAGCUUGUUUUUUGAUAUGAAUUCUAUUAUAGACAUGAUUGACAAUGAUGAUUUUUCGAUAAUCUCUCAAGCUGUUGUUAUAACUAAUAUGAUGAAUAUAGACAAUGAACUUGAGUUAAAUGAAAAUUUGGAAGAUGAAAUUGGAGAGGAAAAUGAUGAAGAAGCACCUUUUGACAACAAUGUUGAAGUACCUUCAACUUUUACUAAUAUGGAAGGAACAAAUUUGAAUAUUGAUGACAAUCGGAUUGGGUUGCAAUCAACGAGUAAGAAUGAUUUCACACGAGAGUUGGGAAAAGAUUCUUUCAAGGAUAAAGAGGAACUUGUUAGAGCAAUCAAGAUCCAUUGCAUUAGGGCACAUAGAGAAUUUGAGGUCAUUGACUCUCACCCAACUAUUUUGACUCUAAGAUGCAAGUUAUACUUACAAUAUGGUUGCAAAUGGAAACUUCAUGCAAGUAAACGUAAACGUAGUGGAUAUUUUGAAAUCACAACUUAUAUCGGUCUGCAUGCUUGUUUGCACUAUAAGCUUUCUCAAGAUCAUCCGAACCUAGAUGCAAGCUUGAUUGCUAUGGAAACUAGGCACCUUAUAAAAGCACAACCUUCUAUCAGUAUUCCUGCUUUGAGAGUUGAAAUAGUUGAAACACUAGGCUAUACUCCUUCAUAUAAGAAGGUUUGGGUUGGAAAGCAAAAAGCAAUUGAACAUGUGUUUGGAAAUUGGGAGAGUCUUAUGUCGCUUUACCAAAAUAUCUAG